Molecule: messenger RNA, 883 nt
Organism: Girardinichthys multiradiatus
Lineage: Eukaryota; Metazoa; Chordata; Actinopteri; Cyprinodontiformes; Goodeidae
Exons: 4
Coding region: 14-883 (289 amino acids)
Source: RefSeq, a predicted model, not a curated record
GGUGGCAGAAAUCAUGCAACUGUAUUCUGCUUUACAUGCCAUGGACAAGCGGCCCUCCAAAUACACCCUAAAAAGUAAGAAGAGAACCUUGCCAGGACCAUGGAGAGCUUCUCGGAAACGCAGUGGCUCUGCACCGGGUCAACAGGCAGCUGAAAGGCUGUUCAUGACCCAUGGCCAGGCUGCCCAGAGACCUGACACCACUAGAAUCACUGAGUGCAUUUGCCUCAAGCUACUAAAAGAAUACCAACAAGCGAGGAACCGACCAAAAGACUGCAAGGGAAAAGUUCUGCCCAUUCCACAGUCAAUUGUGCAAACCUACUGCCAUGUUAAACAGCUGCAACAAGAUAAGACCAACUUGUUGUUAGUCACCAUCAACAACACCACAGUAUGUGCCUGGCUACAUGGGCGACAGAAAAGAACAGACCGAGACACUCUCCUGCGAGGAGUACAGCUUCCACAGAAGGUGUCUGUGGCUGAAAAUUCCCUGCCAGAUCCAAGACAGCUCCCCUCUAUUCCUGUUGAACAUGGACAUAAAUGCAUGGAGUUUCAGGAACCUGAAAAUCGUGAAGGCGAGGCAGUGAUACGUCCACGCGUUGGUGGUAAAACUGGCUCUUCAAAGCAUUGUCCUAAGACUGUUUUGUCAUUUGCAAGGUCACUUUUCACCAGGCCCAGCUCCUACCUGCUUCUUAUUCCACUUUACUCCCCCACCACUGCCAAUCCACGACCUCUGACCCGCAGUGAACCCAGCUGUCAGCUGUCCUGGCCCUGCAUGGGACAGCUUACUUUCUCCUGGUCUGUCCAAGUGAAUCACCUAAAAUGGGAGCUGGAUGCAGCUUUUCCUGUCAGAGGACUUAUUCUGAGACAACUGGACCUCAACAUGUGA